Naegleria lovaniensis is the source of this 1035-nucleotide messenger RNA. RefSeq lists its product as uncharacterized. The coding region runs from base 1 to 1035 and encodes 344 amino acids. The record is from RefSeq and is a predicted model, not a curated record. The transcript has a single exon. Lineage: Eukaryota; Heterolobosea; Eutetramitea; Acrasida; Naegleriidae.
AUGUAUCAUCUUCCCAUCAUCAGAACAGUAAAUCCAAAACAUCCACUUCCUCAGAAUCAACAACAACAACCCAUGAUGAAAAGUUAUGAAUUUGUAUCGUUCGAUCAAUACUCUCUUUCAGGAUCACAACAAUCUCGAGGAGCACCUAUGAACCAAGAGAUCAAAUUCGUGAACUGUUCUUGCUAUACUGUACCUGAAAACAGUUCCAACAACUGUCCUACAUCCAUGAUGACCAUGAUGAACGCAACAUUUCAGAGUUCAACAAUGACUCGAGAACACUCUUUGACUGCAGUUCCCUAUCAAUCCUCUUCUUCUUCUCCUAAUCCCAAUAACAAGUACUCCAUGCCUCCUUCCCGAAUCUCCAAGAAGAAACAACAACACUUGAAAAAGAAGAUGAGCCUUUCAAACCCUACUCAGAGCCCAACGAUGGCCAUCCUAAAUUCAACAACAAGCUCAUCAUCCGCUACUACUACUACUACGAUUCAUUCCAUCUCUCCAAAUUCAAUGACUGGCACCUCCAGCAACAGUACCUCCACAACGACUCAAAACAUGCUCUUUGACUUUAAACUUCAAAACUGUGGUUUUGAUUUUGUCGUGUUUAAUAACACUUCUCCAACGACCUUUAAGAGAAGUUACAAUCGAAAGAAUGGACAACUCACCAAGAGGCAGAAGGAGUUAUUGGAACUGCAACAACAGAAAGGAAAGGCUUCUUCUUCUUUAUUGAAUUCUACUGCAAUCAAUACAAGUGCAACGAAUACUACAAGUAGCCUUUCAUCCUCUUCGAAUGAUGAAAAGCCAAAGAUAAUGAAUGAUGAUGAUUCCUUGAAAACAGUCAGACCAACAAUGAAUCUGACCCAACCAUCCUCCUCGAGUAGCCCAAUGAUCAUGUUGGGCGCAGUAUCUCCACAACCUGAUCAAUUAUCAGCUCAUCCUCCAAGUUCUUCCCAUACGACUCCUCAACAGACGAAAAGCAAUCAAACAACGCUCAUUCCAUUACGAAGAACUUCCAUUUCCAUUGCCGAAUUAUUAAAUUGA